AUGGCAGAGAAAAAGUUACCUCUACAUCAAGCACAGAAUACAGGCAUGCCUAACGGACAGCACAACAAGAUGGACCUCAACAACUUCCUACAAAGCCUUCCCAACGGGUCGCUCCUCAAGGCGUCAGGUGCUAGCUGGGGCAUGGCCGAAAAAGGCCCUGACCACGACCGCAUCUGGCGUGCUACUCUUACAAUUGCUGGGCGGACUUGGCACGGAGAGGCCAGGACCAAGCGCGACGCAGAGGACGUUGCGGCGGCGGAAGCGCUCGCGGCGCUGAAGAACCAGUAG
This is a messenger RNA of Coniophora puteana RWD-64-598 SS2, 288 nucleotides long. RefSeq lists its product as uncharacterized. The record is from RefSeq and is a predicted model, not a curated record. The transcript has 3 exons. The coding region runs from base 1 to 288 and encodes 95 amino acids. NCBI's taxonomy places the organism in Eukaryota, Fungi, Basidiomycota, Agaricomycetes, Boletales, Coniophoraceae.